CGCGUCAAUUUCACCUCUUCUCGACCAAGACGUCCACUUCCAUCUCGCCCGCGGCUCGCCAUCAUUAUGGCCGAGCUGCCUCAAGACGACGACAUCGUGUCUUUCGUAGCCAAGUUCGUCCGCGAGGAUCAUCGCAAAAAUGGCCAAAUCACUGUCACCGUGCGCAAGAUUCGCGCAGCCCUCGCAGAUCACUUUGAAGUCGACGACGACGCGCUCAAGGAGCACAAGAGCGACGUCAUCAAGGGAGCAGCGGAGAAGGCAGUCGCAGCGGUAGAAGAGGUAGGAUCAGCCAGCGGCCAUGAUCAAGAUGGCAGCGAUGACGAUGGCUUCAGCUCGCUGGACGAUGACGACGGUGCGGGUGCGUCCACCUCCAAGGCAAAGCCCAAAAAGAAGGCAAAGACGCCCCGAGAACCAAAAGCAAAGAAGGCGACAAAGAGCUCAAAGAAGGCAGAGACAUCAUCAUCUGAUCCUCAAGAGGAAGAGAUGGCAAGGCUCAAGAAAUUCGUCGUAGCUUGCGGAGUACGCAAGCAGUGGAGCAAGUGGUUCACAUCGAUGGAGCCGCCGGCAGAGACGCCAAAGGCGCAGAUCAGAGCUUUGAGGGAGCUCCUUGCUGAAGUAGGUAUGGAGGGUAGGCUGAGCAUGGAAAAGGCAAAGCAAAUUAAAGAGAAACGCGAAUUCGAGGAGGAGAUGAAGGCCAUUGGCGCCGAUAUGCCCGUGAGCGACGAUGGGGGUGGAAGAGGGAGGCGCAAGAGGACUUCGGCGGGCGGAAGCAAGAAGCCUUACAAAGAUGAUGAUGACGACGACGACGACGGAGAUGAUGAUGAGGAGGGGGAGAGUGGCGAUGAUGCAGACGAGAAGCCUGUCAAGAAGAAGAGGUUCAAUGCCUCCCUCGCCGCCUUUGCGGCUGAGCUCAAUUCGGACGACGAUGAUGAUUGAGCAACGUCGUGCGUCGAAUGAACACAUCUGUUGUACAUGUAGCCCCUCCUCAGCCUUGAUCACCAAAUGCAUGUCGAUUCCCACCUCCUCUCUCUGCCUCUGCCUUGAUCAUG
This is a messenger RNA of Jaminaea rosea, 1049 nucleotides long. RefSeq lists its product as hypothetical. Gene Ontology annotation, cellular component: nucleus. Bases 67 to 936 code for a protein of 289 amino acids. The record is from RefSeq and is a predicted model, not a curated record. NCBI's taxonomy places the organism in Eukaryota, Fungi, Basidiomycota, Exobasidiomycetes, Microstromatales. The transcript has 2 exons.